ACAAACUUGAAAUACUUUUCCGUUGAGGUGCAGAAGCUUUCAGAUAUUUUGAUGUAUCAGAUCAAGAAAUAAAGUCUAGAAAAAUUAAUUACUUGCUUGUGAUGGUUUAUAGACCUCAAUAAAUACCGGCUUACAGGAGACAAAAGAGGAUCCUAUCCUGAUAUUCUUUAUUCAUCAUUUUGGAACACGACACACGCAAAAGAUGAACAUCUUCAAUAGACUGACGCCUCGCUACAUCACCCUGAUUUUCAGCUUCAUGACUAUCCUUCUUUUGUUCACCCAAAACCCGAUCGAUAAUACUGUAGAUUCCUUUGAUGACUCGAUCUUUCAAGCUUCAUGCUCCUGUAAAUCUUGCGUCAUGGGUUUUAUGGACGAUGACUGGUUCAUUUAUCGAUACGACCCCAGCAUUACACCUCUGCUGAACAGAAAAAACAGCGUGUUACGUCGAGACACCUACAGAUGGUGGAGGGGUCUACAGCCAUCAAUGUUCAGGAUCAACUACACAGAGGUGGUGGAUCAGAUGUUUCUCUCUUCCCUGAUAAAGAGCACUACUCAGACGCCGGUCCAGAUCGCUGCAGAACCUGUGCUGUGGUGGGAAACUCUGCAAACCUUCUGGGAUCCCAUUAUGGGUCUCUAAUAGAUUUCCAUGAUGUUGUGAUUAGGAUAAAUAAAGGCCCGACAAAAGGUUAUGAGAGGGAUGUGGGGUCAAAGACAACUCACCGGAUUCUGUAUCCUGAAAGCGCCAUGGACUUGGACAACUCAACCCAUUUGGUGCUUUUUCCCUUUAAGAUUCGCGACAUGCAGUGGCUCAUAAGUACCUUCACCACUAGACACAUCACGCGCACCUACACACGAGUCAAACCUUCAAUCAAAGCAGAUGAGAACAAGGUGAUGGUCCUCCAUCCUGCUUUCAUAAAAUACGUCUAUGAAAAAUGGCUUCUGAAACAUGGCAGAUAUCCAUCUACUGGCUUCAUUACAAUAAUAUUUGCCAUGCAUAUAUGUGAUAAGAACAAUGACUAA
This is a messenger RNA of Carassius auratus (goldfish), 1020 nucleotides long. RefSeq names its product CMP-N-acetylneuraminate-beta-galactosamide-alpha-2,3-sialyltransferase 1-like. Gene Ontology annotation, biological process: sialylation. NCBI's taxonomy places the organism in Eukaryota, Metazoa, Chordata, Actinopteri, Cypriniformes, Cyprinidae. The record is from RefSeq and is a predicted model, not a curated record. Bases 460 to 1020 code for a protein of 186 amino acids. The transcript has 7 exons. Gene Ontology annotation, cellular component: membrane. Gene Ontology annotation, molecular function: beta-galactoside (CMP) alpha-2,3-sialyltransferase activity.